Messenger RNA from Saimiri boliviensis boliviensis (Bolivian squirrel monkey), 1571 nucleotides. RefSeq names its product apoptosis and caspase activation inhibitor (gene AVEN). Gene Ontology annotation, biological process: negative regulation of G2/M transition of mitotic cell cycle. NCBI's taxonomy places the organism in Eukaryota, Metazoa, Chordata, Mammalia, Primates, Cebidae. The record is from RefSeq and is a predicted model, not a curated record.
GGCCGGCCUCCAUCCCUGGCCCCGCACCCCGCGCCUCGCCGCCACCGGGCGCUGAUCGCUCGCGGCUCCUCCGUGCGGCCCGCUUCCGGUAGGGCCGGGGAGUCUCCGCCGCAGCUCGGCUCCCGCGUGCUCAGCACUGCCAGUGGCGGUCAGAUGCAGGCGGAGCUCGGAGCUCGGGGAGGCCGCGGGAGGCGGUCUGGCCGCGACCGGCCCGGCGGAGACCGCCACAGCGAGCGGCCAGGAGCCGCAGCGGCUGUAGCCAGAGGUGGCGGCGGCGGGGACGGAGGCGGCCGCCGGGGCCGUGGCCGCGGCUUCCGCGGUCCUCGCGGAGGCCGAGGAGGAAGAGGCGCCCCGCGAGGCGGCCGCCGGGAGCCCGGAGGCCGGGGUGCCGGGACCAGCGCGCCGGUUGAAGAUGACAGCGAUGCAGAGACCCAUGGGGAAGAGAAUGAUGAACAGGGAAAUUAUUCUAAAAGAAAGAUUGUCUCUAACUGGGAUCGAUAUCAAGAUAUUGAAAAAGAGGUCAAUAAUGAAAGUGGAGAGUCACAGAGGGGAACAGAUUUCAGUGUCCUCCUUAGCUCUGCAGGGGACUCCUUCUCGCAGUUCCGAUUUGCUGAGGAGAAAGAAUGGGAUAGUGAAGCUUCUUGUCCAAAACAGAAUUCAGCAUUUUAUGUGGAUAGUGAGUUAUUGGUUCGAGCCCUUCAAGAGCUGCCUCUCUCCCUCCGACUCAAUGUUGCUGCUGAGCUGAUCCAGACCACAGUUCCUUUAGAGCUUCCUCAGGUGAAACCAAAGAGAACCGAUGAUGGCAAGGGAUUAGGGAUGCAGUUAAAGUGGCCCUUGGGGCCUGAAGGAAGGGAGCUGAAAGCUGCCACUGCUGGCCGCCCUGUGUUGCUGGGCAAAGACCACCCAAGACCAGGUCCUUCCGACGAUUCUCAGAAACCCACUUCCCCACCGCAGUCAGCAGGAGACCGUUUGGAAGAAGAACUAGAUCUGUUGCUUAACUUAGAUGCACCUAUAAAGGAGGGAGAUAACAGCUUGCCGGAUCAGACAUCUCCGGACCGGAAAUCCAAGAAAGAUGGGGAGGUGGUCCAGGGGGAAGAAGUUUGUGCAGAACCAUCUGUGAAUGAAGAAAAGAACAUGGAACCUGACCAACCAAGAACAUCCAAAAAUGUUACCGAGGAAGAGCUGGAAGACUGGUUGGACAGCAUGAUUUCCUAAAAGGGGGUAGGAAAUUUUGGUUGCCUUCUAAGGGCAGGUGGGCAUAAGGCUGUCGUUCAGGAACAGCCAGUUUACAAGCAUGCCCCAAGCUAGUGUGUUCCAUUAUGCUCACAGCAGCAAAUGCAAUGCCUACCUCUGUGCGUGACAUCCGAAAGAAUACCUUGAAGCAGCUUGUUGCAUUUGUUUUUCUGGCUUAGUAAUGUAAUAGAUUUCCUCAAGGACAGGGCGUACUGUGGCCCUUGUUUCUUGCCCCCGCCUUUGCAGUGUUUACAGCAUAGCAGGUGCUGCUGCUGAUUACGAGAAGAGAUGCCAACAAGGCAUGCAUUUGGUCACAAUAAACAAAUGCUGGUCUGUCC